GACAAGAUGCACGUAUUAUAAUAGGAGUCAAUGGAGAAUGGCGUCUAACGAGCCCGCCUGGGAAUUACAGGGCUCGUACCACAGUCCAGGCUUAGAGACUUGUAUUUUUCUACAAUCUAUGGUUAAGACACAUGUUUUAGACUGAACCAGAUGGAACCUAUGGACAGUCAUGCAUAUUAAAUUUACAGCACUCAAACAGCAGCCGUGAUCAGACCUUCGUGUUGGACAUAUUUUCUGCAGACAUGAACCAUACUUUCACAUAUUGAUUAUUCACAUAUUGUUUCUAAAAUCACCUCUCCUUAAUAUGUCACGAUAAAGAAACUUGGAACGAAACAUGAACGAAUGUAUGGACCGUGGGUAUAAUGUAAAUGGAACAGUGUUUGUUUCUAACUGUGCAAUGGGACGACUCUAUUUCAACGUAAUUGACAUCAUUCUUAUGUCACUAAGAUAAUCAGCGACUGUCUGUUUACAGGUGCACAAAGUGUAUGCUUUGUAUACGUGAACGUCUUUUCUUCCACAUUGAAAACGUUUUAGACAGCUAGCUAUGUAACCGCUCAGCCUGCCUGAGAGGACCACGCACGUAACGAUCUUCCAGCUACCGCGAGGAAAGGCGUGAUGGCAUCUCCACCAAAUAUGGACAGAGAUGAACCUGAAAAUGUAGUGACUGGUGGUGACAGUGACAGUGACACUGGCGCAGAUAGUAUGACGGAUUCGGAUGCAGAGAGUGACGAAAAAAAACACACAGACAGUAACGUUACUCCAUUAUCUUGCUUGCCUGACGCUGACAGCCACACUGAGGUCUCGCAUCAUCCUGAAUCAGACAGAAGCACAGACAAGCAGCCCAGAACAGAAGGAGAUAUCUACAUACACUCUGUUCUGAAAUGUAAUUGUGAUGUGAUGGUCUGCCAGUUCAACAGUGAAGGCACUAUUCUGGCUGUGGGACUCUUUGACGGAACUAUAAAAGUUUACAGUACAGAUAAUGGCAGUCUAGUGAAGACCCUGAGAGAUAAUGAGGUCAUUCUGUCCCCUAUUCCUGUCACUGCACUGCAGUUCUUUCACAGCACUCAGGCACACAGCCACCUGUUGGCCACUUAUGCCAGUGGUGUUGUGAGGUGCUGGUAUGUGUGGGGACAAGAGUGUAUGUGGGACCUGAAAGAGGUGGGAGAAAGCAGUGGAAGGGAAAAGGGUCAGAGACAGACCCUGUCUCUAGCCGUCUCUUCCUCAGGUAAGGUAGCAGCCACUGGGGGCUCAGAUUCUGCAAUUCAUCUCUACGACCUCCACACUCACCAGAGGGUGCUCACUUGCAGUGCCAGUGCCUACAACUCAGUUAUGGACGGACAUCGAUUACGCAUUUUUGCAGUGAAUUUUCACCCAGAGAGAGAGAGAGAGUUCAUUUCGGGGGGCUGGGACAACAGCAUACAGUUUUGGGAUACCAGGCAGCAGCACUCUGUCAGGAUGUUGUUUGGCCCUCAUGUAUGUGGGGACUCUCUGCAGAUUGAUUCUGUGACCAAUCAAAUCCUUUCUGGAUCCUGGAGAAAAGAGAAGCCAUUAGAGAUUUUCGAUUAUGAUUCGUGUCGGAAAUUAUCAGAGGGACCUAAUGACCCCAAAGGACAGAGCAGAAUAUUGACUUGUCACUGGCUGGACCAGAACCAGAUUUUGGCAGGUGGUAGCCAGACAAACAUGCUGAGAGUCAUUGAUCGCCAAACAUUGCUGUCUGUUUCCAGGCUAAUUGGACUCCCCUCAGCGGUCAUCAGUUCUUGUAUCUGUCCUGGUGGAAAGUGGACGGGAUUAAUUGCAGCCUCGUCAGGGAAACAAAUCUUCCUAUUGAAACGGGGUUGCCUCAAGAUGUGAAGAAAAGCAUAAAAAAUUAAAUUGUGUUUGGUAGAUGGUUUAAGACAUUAGUUGAAAAAAGCCUCCAGGCUUCAAGGACUUCAAGGAAUUUCUAUUGAGUUGAACAUAUCCAUCUAUCCAAAAUAGUGAAAAAAGACAUGCAUAUGGCUUGACUAAUGUGGAUGUGCUACCGUCAUAAAUUGAAAGUUUUCUGUCAGAUACGCAUGAUCUUUUGCGGAUUUUUAUUUUAGUAUGCUAUUCAGUGUCUUCAAUGCUAAAAUGACUUCCAUGUCGUUAUGGUUGCUGAAGUUUGUUAUAAAUGUUAUAACUUUGAUGCCAUAUAUGUGGUAGAACAAUAAUUCAGUUUUCUAUACUAAUUCAGCAUAAAUAAUUCUUAUGUUGUGGCUCUGUGAAUAUGCUACGAAAGUAGUUUCAGUUCAUUUAUUAACUGAUGUUUAAACAAAAUUUACAAAGGAUUGGCAUAUUUUAAGGGAAAUUAGCUAGGAGCUAUGGAAACUGAAUUCAGUGAACUGUGUUUAGUAACUUGUUGUUAUUAUUUUCAAUUGCAAAUCUUUUUGCCCUUUUGUGAAGUAAAGGUAUAUUAGUAUACAUUAAAGUAUAUGUUGUUUUAAUCCUUUUCUUUGUAUUUUUGGAAUAAACAUUCUUACAAUUA
Conger conger (European conger) is the source of this 2503-nucleotide messenger RNA. Its product is annotated as U5 small nuclear ribonucleoprotein 40 kDa protein-like. Bases 616 to 1851 code for a protein of 411 amino acids. Gene Ontology annotation, molecular function: protein binding. The transcript is spliced from 11 exons. The record is from RefSeq and is a predicted model, not a curated record. Lineage: Eukaryota; Metazoa; Chordata; Actinopteri; Anguilliformes; Congridae.